AUGUUUCUCGUAUUGGUGUUGAUUCUUGAUAGUAUUCUGCUGAUUUUCGGUGGUGAUGUUGAUGCACAACAAACAAUUACUGAGUAUCAACUACCGAUGGCUGCUGAAGCACAUGAAAUAUUGUACUUCCGAAAAACAUCAGAACUAUUGAUUACUCUACGUAUGCCCAGUACACUUGUGACAGUUAAAUUGGAUAAAAAUAAACGAAUAGUUGGGUCAAAAAGUUAUAAAUUAUUGAGUAACGAUUCAUUUCUACACGGCUUAGCAUUAUCAACUAUCUAUCGUCAUCAUGUUUGGGCAACAUUUGAAACUGCAAAUCAAAUAGCCUUGAUUAAUCCAAAAUGA
Molecule: messenger RNA, 345 nt
Organism: Rotaria sp. Silwood2
Lineage: Eukaryota; Metazoa; Rotifera; Eurotatoria; Philodinida; Philodinidae
Source: the annotation of a GenBank genome assembly